Molecule: messenger RNA, 2105 nt
Organism: Cotesia glomerata
Lineage: Eukaryota; Metazoa; Arthropoda; Insecta; Hymenoptera; Braconidae
Product: putative pre-mRNA-splicing factor ATP-dependent RNA helicase DHX16
Exons: 4
Coding region: 338-1432 (364 amino acids)
Source: RefSeq, a predicted model, not a curated record
AAUUACUUAUAUAAAAUGUUUAUGAGCACAUAUAACCCGGGUAAGUGUAAACGUACACAACAUACGUAUACUAAAAUGUGUGGAUGUGAGUAUACACAUUUAUCAUUUAUCAUCAGAGCGCCAUGGCGCCUCUAGUAGCGGAACGAUAUUACACAUAUUUAUAACUCUACACACACUUUCAUACACAAAUCACCAAGUCGUCGCCAUUUUAAUAGCGCGUGCCGGCUUCUGUGUUUCAUCGUUAAAAAGAUAUUGCUUUAAAAUAUUCAAUAACUGACUAGGAUAAAAUUUCAAAAACCUGAUAAUAAAAAGAAGUUUAUAACAAUAAACCCAUACAAUGUUUAUUCUAAAGUGCUCAAGAGAUAAUUCUUUUUGUAAAAUUGAUGAGAGUGAGGUUAUCUUUAAUAAAGAUAGCCCGCCAAAAGAAGGUGAAACGGUUAAAUUCCUAUGGUAUGGAAACGAAGAAUUUGGUGAAGUAGUAAUGGAAUCUGGUAAGUCAAAAAUGAAUUUAUAUACAAGUACAUUAUUGCUGUGUUUAUUUCGUCGUUUCCAUGUAAAUAUAUACGAGAUUAAUAAACGAUAUAUAUAUAUGUGCUUGACGUGUUCUGUACAAAAAUCUAAUUCUAUUGAUCAGAGUUUCAACAAACUAAUAUAUUUAAAUGUAAAUUUUCUAGAUAAUAUAAAAAAAAUAAAUCAAAAGUUUGAACAAGUAAAAAAGGAUAUGAAAAAAAGACCACGAACUCCAAGCACUUCCCCAGAAACUACAAGUGAAUCUCACAUUUCUUCGAAAAGAUCUAGAAAACCAAAUGCUAAGUAUAAUUCUAACUCUUUUGAAAACUUAGAAUUUGUGAAGCCACCUAAAGAAGUUCAAGUUUCAAAACUGACCCGUAAAGAUGACAAUAAAAAUCAAAGUGACAAAAUGACACAAUUGCUUAUUGAAAAAGACAUUGCCAAAAAGAAGACAGAUAAGUCUAAAAGCAAAAAAAUUAGUCCAACAAAAGAUGAGUUGAAGCAACGAUUAGCAGAAUUGGAAGGAAAUAUGAAAAAAUCGGCGGGAUCACUGUAUGAUGAGAUUGCACCUACUCCUCACACCGUUAAACCCAGAAAAAAUAAUAAAAGCAAUAACGAAAACAAUUCUGCCACAGAAAGUGACUCUGAUGUUGAUAAAUCAGUAAAUGUCUCUUUAAUUGAAUCAGAAGGCAGUGAAACCGAAAAGAGUCAUACUGUGAACUCGGAGAUGUCACGCGUAGAUGAUACUGAUAAAGAAAAUAAUCCUUCAGUUUCUAAAUCUUUCGAAAAUUUAGAUUCCAAUAAUGCAGGUAUAGAGGGUAUUGUAGAUGAUUACAACGACCCUGAUCUUUACGGUAAAGAUUGGUCUGGUGAAAAGGUAUAUUUUUUGAUAUUAUGCUGUAUUAUUCUCAUAUUACAUUGAGGAAUAAUUUUAUUGUGAUAUUUUCUGUUUUAAAUUCUAAUUAUUUUUUUUUAUGACAGAUGUAUAAACUAAUGGACAGAAUCUAUUGUAAAGAAAAAGAGUACAAAGAAUGCAGUAGACAAUGCACCCAAGCUUCCCACUUCAUUCGGAGAUUAAUCACCGGAGUUUUAAAGCCGAGUGGUUACGUAGAUGCUACGCUGACUGGACAAGCUUCUAGAGCACAUCCGCAAGAAGAAAAACUAACUCCAGUAAGAGCAUUCAAUACUGCAGCGAAGAAUGAAAUUAUAGGUUUUGCUAUGGCUUUAGCUAAGAUAAAAGGAUGGAAAGGUAAAAAAGGAAUUGAGCAAACUGAAGAAGAAUUAGCUGCAGUAAUGUCUCAAAAGAUUGGAGAGUUAAAAAGAGCUCAUGUUGCUAAUAAGAAAGCUAAGUCUUAAAUAAUUAUUUGAAGACUGAAAUCUUUUUUUUUUAUUUUAUUUCGAUCAUUAUUUUAUUAUUAUUAUUUUAUGGUUUAAAUUUAAAUAAGUGUUAUAUAUCAGACCGUAUAUAAAUGACAUUGAGAAGUCAUGUCAAAUAUUAAUUAAAGAUAUAGCUACUAUUGAUAUUUAAGACAAUAUAUAAACCAAAAAAGUAUAUGCUUGUGCGUACCCACUGAUUAUAUUAAAAAAUAUGCUAA